Messenger RNA from Cimex lectularius (bed bug), 840 nucleotides. RefSeq names its product proteasome subunit beta type-3 (gene Prosbeta3). Bases 126 to 746 code for a protein of 206 amino acids. NCBI's taxonomy places the organism in Eukaryota, Metazoa, Arthropoda, Insecta, Hemiptera, Cimicidae. Gene Ontology annotation, cellular component: proteasome core complex; proteasome core complex, beta-subunit complex. Gene Ontology annotation, biological process: proteasome-mediated ubiquitin-dependent protein catabolic process. The transcript is spliced from 5 exons. The record is from RefSeq and is a predicted model, not a curated record.
GGUUAUUUAACUCGAAAUGUUUUUUGCAAAUCACUUAAGGUUAGCCGUGAGUCUGCUGUCCUUAGUUGUUUGUAUCAUAUCCUCACGAGUCUGAACUACUAAUAUACUAAAAAAACAACUUUAAAAUGAGCAUACUAUCGUAUAAUGGAGGAGCUGUUGUUGCCAUGAAGGGCAAGGAGUGUGUAGCUAUAGCUUCAGAUCUUAGGUUUGGUGUGAAUCAAGGACAAACAAUAGCUACAAAUUUUGAGAAAAUAUUUGAAUUUGGACCACACUUAUAUUGUGGUCUUCCUGGACUUGUAACGGACACGUUUACCGUUAAAAAUAAGCUUAAUUUCAGGCUAAAUUUGUAUGAACUGAAAGAAGACAGAAAGAUGAGUCCUGAAGUAUUUGUUUCUAUGCUCUCAAAUUUACUUUACGAAAGGAGGUUUGGCCCUUUUUUUGUGGAACCAGUUGUUGCCGGGCUGAUGCCAAAAACGUAUGAACCGUUCAUUUGUGCUACUGACUUGAUUGGCUGUCCGAAUAAACCUGAAGAUUUUGUCGUUGCUGGUACCUGCUCAGAACAACUUUAUGGAAUGUGUGAAGCUCUCUGGGAGCCAAACUUAGGCCCACAAGACCUUUUUGAAACAAUUUCCCAAGCACUUGUUAAUGCUUUCGAUCGUGAUGCUCUUUCUGGUUGGGGUGCGAGUGUCUAUAUUAUUGAAAAGGACAAAGUUACUCAUAAAAAAUUGAAAACUAGGAUGGAUUAAUGGAUUAAUAAGCCAAUUGAAACUAUCUAUUUCAACAAAAAAACUUUUUUUUUUUCAUUUGUAAGGUAAAAUAAACAUUGAGGUUUUCAGUAUA